This is a messenger RNA of Apus apus (common swift), 1592 nucleotides long. RefSeq names its product GPN-loop GTPase 2 (gene GPN2). Gene Ontology annotation, cellular component: cytoplasm. The transcript is spliced from 6 exons. The record is from RefSeq and is a predicted model, not a curated record. The coding region runs from base 81 to 1019 and encodes 312 amino acids. Lineage: Eukaryota; Metazoa; Chordata; Aves; Apodiformes; Apodidae. Gene Ontology annotation, molecular function: GTPase activity.
CAGAACUCGCUGUUUGGGGCCUGCGGCCUCCACCGGAGCCCGGAGGCUGCGGACGCCGAAGGAGAAGGAAAUGAGCCACCAUGUCUGAGAGCAGCAAGGGGAGCUCACUGGCCUUUGGCCAGGUGGUCAUUGGACCUCCAGGAUCUGGGAAGACCACCUAUUGCCACGGGAUGCAGGAAUUCCUGGGCAGGAUUGGGCGCAAGGUGACAGUGGUGAACCUGGACCCUGCCAAUGAUUCCCUGCCCUACCAGUGCUCCCUGGACAUUGCUGAGCUCAUCACCCUCCCAGAUGUGAUGGAGGACUUGAAAUUGGGGCCCAACGGGGGGUUGAUCUACUGCAUGGAGUACCUGGAGGCCAACUUUGACUGGCUGCAGGAGAAGCUGGCCACCUCCCGGGGUCACUACUACUUGUUUGACUGCCCGGGGCAGGUGGAACUCUACACCCACCACGAUGCCCUGAAGAAUGUCUUUGCUCAGUUGGCCAAGUGGAAUUUCAGGCUGGCUGCUGUGCACCUGGUGGAUUCUCACUAUUGCACCGACCCGGGCAAGUUCAUCUCUGUCCUCUGCACCUCCCUGUCCACCAUGCUGCACGUGGAGCUGCCUCAUGUCAAUGUCCUCUCCAAGAUGGACCUGAUCGAGCAAUAUGGCAAACUGGCUUUCAACCUGGAUUAUUACACAGAGGUCCUGGACCUCUCCUACUUGGUCGACCAUCUGGCUUCAGAUCCCUUCUUCAGGAACUUCCGCCGCCUCAAUGAGAAGCUGGUGGAGGUGAUCCAGGAUUACAGCUUGGUGUCCUUCGUCCCCCUCAACGUCCAGGAUAAGCAGAGCAUGAGGCAGGUGGUGCAAGCAGUGGACAAAGCCAACGGUUACUCCUUUGGAGACCAGGAGCACAGGAGCCUGGAAGCUCUGAUGUCUGCAGCAGUGGGAGCUGAUUUCCACUUCACUUCCACCCUGGCAGUGCAGGAGAAGUAUGUGCAAUCCCAGGACAAAGCCCUGGAAGAAGAAGCCAUGGAUCUGUGACACACCCAUCCCGGCACAGCUGCUCCCUGGUUUCACACCUCUGCUUUUCCUGCCAGGAGCUGAAGGGACCUCUGCAUUCCCGUGACUCAGACCCAAGUGAAAGCCUUCCCAGGGCUGGGUGCUGGGCUCCCUUUCCAGAAGGAUUUGACCCUUUGAGCAGGAAGGUGAUGGUUGGGUACAGGCUGAGCCAGCUCUUCCCUUAGGAAUGACCGAGAUUUUGCCAGGUGGAGGCACAAAGGGGGAGUCAAGAGAAGGGAACACUGAGCUUUGCCAAGUCUCCUCCUCCCCAUCAUGACCAAGCCUGGGCCAGACAAAAAAAAUCAGCUGGAGCUGCUGGUGCAGCCAGAGUUGAGCCACAAGGUCUGGAUUUACUGCUUGAGGAUGAGUCCUCCUGGACCUCGUGCUCCAUCCAGGCUGAGCAGUUUCUCCUCUGUCCCGGGGAGGACAGAAAGGUGGUUGGUUUUGUUUUGGUUUUGUGUUGUGUGUUUUUUUUGGGGGUUGGUUAUUUUUUUUUUUUUUUUUUAAAUAAUGAUGGCCUCUUUCUUAAUAAAACGCUGCCCUGGCUGCCUUUCA